UUUUAAAAUAUAAAAAAAUGGUUAAAAACUCAGCACAAGACCCAUAAGAUAAUUCACUCUAAAUGAAAGUAAUUGAUAAAAGUGCUAUUGGCUUAGACUAGAUAAUAUUUGGUUUCCGGAAGAAGACUUCCAUCUAAGGAAGACCCAAAUCCCAAAGUGAUUAGUAUGAGAAUCUUUGCAAGAAACACAGUCGCUGCCAAAAGCAGAUUCUGGUAUAGCAUGAGUUAAUGGUUAGGUGGAAUUUAAGAAGACUCAAUAAACUCAGACCUUCACAUGGAUAGAUCUUAGCAGUAUAAGAAUUAUUUGAAAGAAGAGACACAAAUGUCAAAACCUACGGAAUCGUUCUUAAAUACUAAUCCAGAACAACCAUUCAUAAUAUGUACAAGGAAUUCAGAGACACAACUUUAAAUGGAGCAGUCUCUUAAUUAUGUAAUUAUAUUUGAUGAAGAAUAUUUUAGAUCAAGAAAUGGCUGGAAAUCAUAGAGCUCAACCAUAAACAAUUCAUAUUCUCAGAACAUCAGUAUUAACAAAGAGUGCUGAUAUCAAGAGAGGAAAGACUAAUUAAUACAGAGUACAAUUGAAAUAUAGUUUUAGGGUGACUCAAUCAAAUUCCCAAUUGUCAAAACAGUCCCAAGAGCUAGUCACAAAAAGUUCAGAACAGUGUUCAAAGCCAAAAGACCCAACCUCUACAGAUCAUGAGCAUGUUAUUUUAGUACAAUAAUCAUCAUAUAAUAAUAUUUAAUAUUAAUUAAU
Molecule: messenger RNA, 753 nt
Organism: Paramecium octaurelia
Lineage: Eukaryota; Ciliophora; Oligohymenophorea; Peniculida; Parameciidae
Source: the annotation of a GenBank genome assembly